Messenger RNA from Mizuhopecten yessoensis (Yesso scallop), 3851 nucleotides. Its product is annotated as multidrug resistance-associated protein 7-like. The transcript is spliced from 16 exons. Gene Ontology annotation, molecular function: ATP binding; ABC-type transporter activity; ATP hydrolysis activity. Gene Ontology annotation, biological process: transmembrane transport. Gene Ontology annotation, cellular component: membrane. Lineage: Eukaryota; Metazoa; Mollusca; Bivalvia; Pectinida; Pectinidae. The coding region runs from base 2 to 3007 and encodes 1001 amino acids. The record is from RefSeq and is a predicted model, not a curated record.
GAUGAUUGACAAACUCCGUGAUGCUGAGUUACAGAUCAUGAAACAAAAGAAAGUUAUCGGAGCCAUCACUGGAUAUUUGUGGACACUGACCCCUAUCUUUAUGACCGUACUGACCUUCAGCUCAUACACUAUGAUGGGAAAUACGCUAACGGCCGCCAAGAUGUUCGCAAGUCUGGCACUGUUUUUGAAACUCCUUGGAUCACUCAAUCAUCUUCCUUGGGUAUUCAAUGGCAUAAUGGAAGCAGUUAUUUCCCUUGAAAGAAUUGAGAAAUUUGUUGCAUUGGAAGAUAUUAAUCUCGAAAGUUAUUACGACACAAAACAAGAAUCGAAGAAAUCCGAAAAUGUGAUAUCAGUGAAGACUGGGAAAUUCACUUGGGAAGAGGAGAAGAUGCAAAGUGACGAAAAAGAGAAUGCGACUGAAUCUACCAGCGAAUCAGGGGAGGCAACCAGUAAAUCUGGAACUCUAAGUCUGCGAGAUAUUACUGUCGAUAUCACAAAAGGUCAGUUCAUAGGAGUGAUCGGCAAGGUUGGCUCUGGGAAAAGUUCCUUUCUGAACGCUAUAAUGGCAGAAAUGGCUCGGGAAGACGGCAAUAUUUCUGUGUCUAACCUCAAAAACGGGUUUGCUCUUGCGGAUCAGGAACCUUGGAUACAACAGACAACCGUCCGGGAUAACAUUACCUUUGGCAGUCCGUUCAACGCCAAGAAAUACGCUGAGGUUCUGGAUGCAGCAUCACUCACACAAGACAUAGAGAUGUUACCAGCUGGAGAUAAGACAGAAGUUGGUGAAAAUGGCGUAACUUUAAGUGGAGGUCAGAAAGCUAGGCUAGCUCUAGCAAGAGCAUUAUAUCAGGAUAAAGAGGUAUAUCUUCUUGACGACCCUUUAGCAGCAGUGGACGCUCACGUGGCACAACAAAUGUAUGACAAGUGCAUCAUGGGAUUGCUAAGAAACAAGACGAGAAUCCUAUGCACACAUCACAUCAAUUUUCUUGGAGAAGCUGAUCUUGUCAUUGCUAUGGAUGAUGGAAAAAUCACCAAAAUGGGUCUUCCAUCUGAAGUGCUUACCGAUGUUAAGUUUGCUGAACACAAACCAUCGGACAAAGAAGGCGUGGAGGUGGAUUACAAUGAUAACAACGACAAGGAAGGGAAACUAGGAGAGGAGACUAAGGCCACCGGGGAAAUGAAGAUAGGGGUGUACAAAGCAUAUCUAUCAGCGAUAGGUAAAUGGCUAGCCCUAGCCAUGAUAAUGUCUAUCGUAUUGAUGCAAGUGUCCGAGAUGAUGAAAGACUGGUGGCUGACUUACUGGGUAUCCAGUACUAAUACUAACGAUAACAACACCUCCAUUUCUGGAUAUUUCUGUUUCCAUGACAACAUGUCUACACCAAUUAGCUUCGAUCAACGUUAUGACUCCACAUCACCUGCAUCAUCCGGGCAAUCAAGUCUUUUCUACUACAUGGUGGUGUACGCAUGUCUGUCUGGUGUUUACUCUCUAUUAUCGCUUGUCAGGGAAAUUUUCUUUACCUAUAGUGGGAUGAGAGUAGCGAAGACCAUACACAGUGACCUACUCAAUACUAUACUAAAGGCGCCUAUGUCCUUCUAUGAUGUGACUCCCAUAGGACGAAUUCUGAACAGAUUUUCGUCAGACAUGGGGACUAUCGACGACUCCAUAAGCCGCAUGAUAAUGGUAGUUCUGUGCCAAUUUUUCGAAGUUGUUGGAGCUAUAUCCAUUGUUUGCUACGGAAUGCCUUGGUUCAUACUCCUCCUUCUACCUGUGGGCGCAGUCUACUAUCAGCUACAGGAAAAAUAUCGCCACACGUCUAGGGAAGUUAGACGAAUAGCAAGUCUUAACCGUUCACCGAUCUUCUCCCACUUCUCAGAGACUGUUGCGGGAGUAGUUACCAUCCGGGCAUUUCGGCAGUCCGAAAGAUUCAAAGACCAAUACGUUAAUCGUCUGGACAACUGGUUAAAAACUCGUUAUACAGCCUACAACAUAGCACUCUGGCUAUGGAUCAAGACUCAAUUGGUUGGAAUUGUCAUGGUGACUGGAAUAGCCUUUUUGGCUGUGAUUGAACACAGCAUACAUGGAAUCGAUCCAGGAGUAGCCGGACUCGCCAUUUCUUACAUUCUGUCACUGUCCGGUCUUUUAAACGGAAUCGUCAACUGCAUAACUGAGACUGAAACACAAAUGGUUAGCGUGGAGAGGGUACAGCAGUAUAUAGAGGACACGCCCAGCGAGAGAUGGGAAGGGUCACAGCCUUCCCCGGUCUGGCCAGCUACAGGUGUGAUCAGCUACAGUGAUGUCCACAUGAAGUACAGGGAUGGUUUACCUAAUGUCCUCAAAGGCCUCACGUUCAGCACACGUCAUGCAGAAAAGUUGGGAAUUGUGGGACGAACUGGAUCCGGGAAAUCAAGCCUCUUCCAGACACUGUUCCGUACUGUGGAGAUCAGCUCUGGAGACAUAACCAUUGAUGGAUUGAACAUACAGCAACUGGAUCUCAAAGACGUCAGACGACAUCUGGCUGUGAUUCCCCAGGACCCAUUCCUCUUUAGUGGUACCGUCAGGGAGAAUCUGGACCCCACCUCAUGCUACAGUGACGAGGAACUGUGGGGGGUUCUGGACAGGUGUCACCUCCGACUGCCUGUCGACAGACUCGGGGGACUCGAGGGAGAGGUAGCAGAGAAGGGCCGGCAUUUUUCUGUGGGACAGAGACAACUCAUAUGUCUGGCUAGGGCACUCCUCACCAAGGCCAAGGUGCUGUGUAUUGACGAAGCUACGGCUAGUGUGGAUCUGGAGACAGACAUGUUGAUACAGGAGACAAUACGACAGGAGUUUGUGAACAGUACGGUGCUGACCAUUGCCCAUCGUAUCAACACCAUAAUGGACAGUGACCGAGUGUUGGUGAUGGAUCAAGGUCAGGUGGCCGAAUUGGACUCUCCAGAAAACCUUCUAAAAAAUCCACAAUCUGAAUUCUACCAGUUAGUUCAUGGGAAGCAAUCUCGAGAAUUUUAGCGUCACGGCUUCACGUCUGGAAUAUGACUUUGUUUAAUAACAAUGUUAGAAGACUUUACUAUCUUUGCAAAUGACAAUAAUAUAUGUAGGGUCUUUAUUAUCGAAGAAACCAAUUAUAGCUAUGUACGAAAUGUAUGUUACGUCGACGAUAGGUUUUUAUAAUCAUAUACAUGUUACAUGUAGCUGUAUGGUUUUUAGUUGUAAUGUGUAUGAUAUAACAGGGACUUUAUGCAAUAUAUUACGGGUAUUAUGAAUACCAGGACAGAAAGUGUACAUUCUAGUGUAUGGACAUAUGGUGACUUUCAGUUGAUGUGUGUUAAUGUUGUAUGUAUAAAUGACAAUCUUUAUUUGUUGUGUAAAUGAUAAAACAAGGACCUCUUUGUGGUAUAUGAUGAGUAUUAUGAAUACUUUGGUAAAAAAUGGCAAAACAUUGUAUGGAUGAAUGGUGGACUGUAUUAGAGGAUUAUUAUUAUUUGGAUAAAUGAUAAACUGUAUUCGUUGUGCUUUAUUUUAUUGAUGAAUUUUGAACUCUAUUAGUUGUAAAUUCUUAAUUUAAUGUACAAAUAGUGAAAUGUAUUUGUUAUGUUAAUGGUUAAACAAACAUUGACCAUUUUGGGGUUCAUGACCUAGCUUUGCGAAUACUAUUGUAUGGAGAAAUGACGAACUUUCUUUGUAAUGAAUAUGGUACAACAAGGAACUGUAUGUGGUACAUGAGCGGUAUUAUGAACAUAAUGGUAAAACUGGCGGCUAAUGCAUUAAUAAACGAUGUUUGUUACUAGUUUUAUUGGUGCUAGUUGAAUAUGCAAUGUCUUCGUAUCACACCUAUUAUUCAAUAAAUGAUUCA